Molecule: messenger RNA, 5339 nt
Organism: Heterotrigona itama
Lineage: Eukaryota; Metazoa; Arthropoda; Insecta; Hymenoptera; Apidae
Source: the annotation of a GenBank genome assembly
AUGGCGGAGACAAAUGGGGCCGCAAAUUUGAAUACAAAAAACGGCAAUUUCAUCUGUGGUGUUGUCGAAGGUACGUGGACGGUUUGUUGUCGUACAGUGUAAAACAUAUACAUACGUAUUUGGUCAUCGUUCGCGAUGACUUUACGUGGGAGGGAGGAAUGUGCUGUUCGUCAUAGUGGCAUAGUCUAUUUGCAUAAAACAUAUUAUUUUUGAUAUUUCAGGAUUUUAUGGACGACCUUGGACCACAGAACAAAGAAAGGAUUUAUUUCAAAAGCAAGUGUUUUACAUUGAUUUUUGUUCAUUUUCAAUUUUCUUGCGCAAAAGAUACAGUCUUCAUUCGUCUCUGUUUAAAUUUACAGAUUAAAGAAAUGGGGAAUGGAUUCGUAUUUGUAUGCUCCGAAAGAUGAUUACAAACACAGAGCAUACUGGAGAGACUUGUACACGGUGGAAGAGGCGGAACAUUUAACAGGACUUAUAACAGCAGCAAGAGAAUGCGGUAUUACGUUUUAUUAUGCGUUAUCACCAGGAUUGGAUAUCACAUAUUCGAGUACUAAGGAAGUUAGUGUACUGAAAAGAAAGUUGGAACAAGUUAGCCAAUUUGGUUGCACUGCAUUUGCAUUAUUGUUUGACGAUAUAGAACCAGAAAUGAGUGAAGCAGAUAAAGAAGUAUUUCAAUCUUUUGCUCAUGCACAAGUUUCUGUCACAAAUGAUAUUUUCCAACAUCUUGGUCAACCCAGAUUUUUACUGUGUCCAACACAAUAUUGUGCAACCCGGGCAAUGCCAAAUGUGGCAUCGUCAGAAUAUCUUAACACACUUGGCAGUAAAUUGGCCCAAGAAAUUGAUAUAAUGUGGACUGGUCCUAAAGUAAUAUCCAGACUUCUCACUGUUGAAUCCAUUGAAGAGAUUACAGAAGUCCUGAGAAGGCCGCCAGUUAUAUGGGACAAUUUACAUGCUAAUGAUUAUGAUCAAAAGCGUGUAUUCUUAGGUCCAUAUUCUGGUAGAUCUCCCGAUCUGAUUCCCAAACUCAGAGGUGUUUUAACUAACCCUAAUUGUGAAUACGGAGCAAAUUUUAUAGCAAUUCAUACAUUGGCUCAGUGGAGUAGGUGUAACAUUGAUGGAAAAAGAGAUUUAAGUUUAAAUGAUACAGUAUCAGCUGACAUAAAGUUAGAGACUGAAACGGAAGAUGGCGUGCUUGGUGAAGAUGUUCCUUCAACAAUGUCUCCAAACAUAUACCAUCCUCGGCAUGCUUUAAAAAAUGCCAUUAGCGAUUGGUUAGUGGAAUUUAACAAAAAACGAUCCGCAUGGGGUGUUAUAGCAAAACCACAACCAUGUGUUGCUCCAACUGUACCGAUUCCAAUAAUUCCUUCUGUAAAUACAUGUAUGAGUCUCACAUCGACGACGACUACUACUACAGUUCCUGCACCACCACCUACGCCAGUAAAUAAUUCCAACCAUCUUCAAGCAUUAGCUGAAGUUUGCUCAAGCGUGACGACUACUGAUAGUUAUGUACAACCUUCUGCUGGUCCUGUCAUGAAUUCUUUGGUAUCUGAGACAACUGUUGUUAGUGAACCUAUUAUUGCAUCAAUUUCUAGUAGCGUGCAAAAUGUACCAAGUUCAAAUACUUUGUCAUCCAUGGAACCAAUGGAUUGUAACACAACACCUAAUAAUUCCCCAGCACAUGCAGUCAAGAUUCAAACAGAGGAUGAUGCUAUGGUAGAAAAUACUUCUACAUGUAGUGAAGCCUCUGGCAGUAUGCAAGUUGAAAUGGAUGGCACCUCCCCUGUUGUAAAUGGUACUCAAAUGAUCGUUGAAAACGACAGUGAGAAUCAUGAUAGUGGCGAUAAUGCGGAUCAAGAAUCUUCAGAAUCGAUAGAUGUCGACAAACGAUUGACGCAAGAAGACUUGUCGCUGUUAUGCGAUCUCUUUUAUUUGCCAUUUGAACAUGGCGGUCAAGGCAUUCAACUACUGCAAGAGUUUAACUGGUUGAAAAGUAAUGCUCACGUCGUCAUGAGAAAAUUAAAAGAGGAUGAAGCUGCAUCUGAAUCUGAUAUCGAAGAAUGGCACACACGGGCGGCUAAGCUAAACGAAAUGUGCAAUGCCGUAAAUAGAUUAUUUCAGAGACUUACAUACUGUAAUAAUCGUGAGUUGCUAUAUGAUCUGUAUUCGUAUGUGUGGGACAUGCGAGGAGUUGUAUCUCUCUUAAACAGUUACGUAAAAUGGUUGGACUGUGUACUGUGUCUUGGGAUAGGGUUCUCAAAUGGUUGGAAAGAAACUUUCAUGAGCGGAGAACAAGAGCCAUGGGUAUUCCGUGGGGGACUUACGGCUGAUCUACAGAGAUUAAUUCCAGUGGAUAGUGGUAAUGACUUAUUCGUUUACAAAGCACCAGAAGUGCCCAGUAGUAAAAUUUAUACAAUUAGGCCUUAUUUAGCAAGUGAUGAAGAUGCAGUUUAUGAUGUGUGCAAUAAAAUAUGUGGCUGUGUAGGAUCAUCUGCAGUUGCAGAUCGAUUGGUUGGGGGUUUCCUCACUUUAAGUCCAGAAUUAUGUAUGGUUGUUGAAGAUGAGAGUGGGAUAGUAGGUUAUGCACUGGCUGCCUUAAAUGUAAAGUCUUAUUAUCAGAAAUUAGCUAUUUCUUGGAUUCCUGAGUUACGAAUGAAAUACCCAUUGGAAAACAAUAUUAAUGAAUUGCCACAAAAUGUUCAGGAUGCCAUACGAUAUUUCCAUUCGUUCGUUGUGGAUGUACCUGAACAAUUGUGCAGACAACAUCCGUCAAAGCUGAUGUGUGCUGUGUUACCAAGUGUUACAGACCAAUCUGUCCCUAAAAGAUUAAUUACGUGUAUUCUUGCUGCUUUAAGAGCUAACGGUUCGUUUGGUGUACAUACUACGAUGUCAAGUACAGACAAACAAUCACACGAAUUUUAUAGUAAACUAGGCUUUGUUGACCUAAAUCCAGCUCACGAGGAACACCCUGGAAUCAAGACUAUGUGUAGAAGUUUCUAACAAAGAGUGAGUACACCAGUGAUAUUUGUGAAUAAAGUGUACUUACUCGGACUACCUGCGAAAAAGGCCUCUACGGUUUAGAAAUGAAAUUUCAAAUGACAUGGGACUCUGUUUAUUUCAAAAACGGCCCGGCGUAACCUACUUUCCUUAUUGUGUGUUUUUGUGCAGCAGGUAGAAAAUCGAAUCGUCAUAAAUACCUUCUUUGGAAUAGAGAAAUUUUUACCAUUCUUUUUCAAAAUUAUAUCAUUUUCAAUGUCUCGUAUUUCCUUUCUAAAAAACUGUUCUAUAAGAUGUCCAUCUUCUGAAAUUAUAAACAGAAAGAAGAAGAGAAGGAAGAAAAAAACCUAACUGUGUUUAACAAUAUAUUCGAUAUAUGAUGUACAUACGUAUACGUAACAAUAAGUUGCAGCAAUGUUGAAUGUGUAGAAUUCGAAAGAAAACAUAAAACGUGCAAUAGUAAUAUUUAAACAGAGCAACAGUGGAACGCGAUACAGGAGAAAAGAGAUUAUUUGUUAAUUUUCUGAAUAUUUGUGUUUGUGAAUACAACUCUAUGGGAUUUUAGUAUAACCGGUAUGCUUGUAUAUUAGUAGGAAAUUUUCUUAAGGCUCAAAGGAUGUAUAUAUCGUGUUGAAUGACGUACGGUGAGAAAAAGAUAAUGCAUAAGUAUGUGUGUUCAAUCGAUAAAUUAAUCGAAGCUUUUUAUCCCGUCGAAAGAUAUUUUCUUAUAGUCACACGAACGGCGAAGAAGAUCAUGAAACACAAGAACAAAACAAACUUCGUUCGUUCAGCUCGUUUUUGCUGAAUUGCUAUAAAAAUGGAAAGAAUCGAUCACACAAGGUCUAGUUUUAACGUCGGCUUCGCGUUUCUAAGAAAAUCACCUAAUCUAUAGAUACUGUACUGCCCGAUAACAAAAUGUUCACAGUGUGUACAUAAUCGAUAUUUAACAUGCCUAUUGUAAGGCCUUUUUAUGUUUAACGUAUCGUCCUAAUUAAUGCUAUUCUUAAUUAUGCAAAAGUGAAUAUUAUUAACGAUUCCUAAUUGGCUCUACGAUCGCAUUACGACGUAGUACGCAUGUGUAUAUUGCCACAGAAUGUGAUAUACAUAUAUAGAAUUGUUUAGAAAAUACUGAUUACUUUAUUAACACCCAACAGUUAGCUGAUUUGAUUUUAACGUGUCAAGACGUUAAGUAACAUGUAUGUUCUAUUUUAUACGAUCGUUUAUUUUUAUAAGUUUCGUCCAGGAAAAAGCAGAUAAAGUGUAUGUAACGCUAAUAAUUAAACCUUUGCGGUCGAAUGUCACCACAAAGGCAUCUCGAAAAAGUCUAGCGAAAAGUACAGUUGAAAGUCGGCUUUAGAAACAGAAAAAGAUUAAGAGAAUUUGCUUUGUAUGCCAUACAAAGCAAAUAAUCUCCUUCCCGAACACCUGUGGCUAACGAUAAGUGCACCUAUUAGGCCGGUCAGUCCCAUAAAGUAAUAUUCGUAAUUACUUUAUGGGCUUAAAGGUACUGUCCAAAGACCUCCCAUUACUUUUAUGUGUUUAUUUGCCCUGGUCGUAGACCAAAGGCUAGCGAGACACGUCCCCUACAAACCGUUACAUUGCUAAUUAGGUACUAACAAGAUAGUUUGUAUCUCGUUAUAUAUGUCAAUGUAUCAAAUGUACAGAGCCAAGAUAGAAAGUAAUGAAUAAAGUAUACACACACAUACACACGGACAAACGAAAGGAAAAUUCAAAUAAAUAUGAAGAUUUUUAGAUUUGCCUUAUACAUAUAAUUAGUAUUGAUCGUAGUACUAUCGCAAAACUGUUAUACCACGAACUAAGAUGUAAUUUUUCGACUCUAAGCGAAAUAAGGAUCGGUACUAGAAUUUGAGAUGCGGUGCCAUGUGUAAAAAAAAGGGAGGGGGGGAAGAGUUCGAUCGUUGUGAAAAUCGUUCACGUAAUUUAUAAAAUCUAUUUUAAUUCGGAUCAUCACUUUGUAGAAUUUUUAUAUAUAUUCGUCACGUGUUUUCGCGACGAUCGGAUAGUAGAAGCUAAUAUUACAAAAGAUGUUUUGUUGGCGGGAAGGCUGGAAAGCAAAAAUUUUCGUCAUAUUUUAUCAUACUUUUUCCCUUCUUUUAUCCUCUGCAUAGAACUGUAUUGAUAUUGAUUGCGCCUGUAUUACUUUUAUCAUACUAAAGUACAUUAAUACACACGUUUACUCUAUUUAAUAUGAAUUUAUUCUCUAUUUAAUGCGAAUAAUUUUUCACAGUAUAACUUUUUUAUAGCGAAUAAUAUUUUUAAUACGUGUUUUCUCUUUUCGAUGCUUUUUAAACGAUGAAAAGAAAAAAAACCAUGUGCGUACAAUA